Molecule: messenger RNA, 156 nt
Organism: Cinara cedri
Lineage: Eukaryota; Metazoa; Arthropoda; Insecta; Hemiptera; Aphididae
Source: the annotation of a GenBank genome assembly
AUGGACGUCGACAGUAUUUCGUAUCUGCUGCCUCCGGUCGAUCUGAAUAAGUUCUACGACACGAAAGAUGUAAAACGAGUCACCGGAUCCGAUCCUCGUAUGUUCCUCGGUCGGAGCUGUCGCCGGCCCGUGGCCACACAUUGGCGUCAACUGUGA